This is a messenger RNA of Aspergillus terreus NIH2624, 1239 nucleotides long. RefSeq names its product aminotransferase class I/II-fold pyridoxal phosphate-dependent enzyme. The coding region runs from base 1 to 1239 and encodes 412 amino acids. Gene Ontology annotation, molecular function: pyridoxal phosphate binding. The transcript is spliced from 3 exons. Lineage: Eukaryota; Fungi; Ascomycota; Eurotiomycetes; Eurotiales; Aspergillaceae. The record is from RefSeq and is a predicted model, not a curated record. Gene Ontology annotation, biological process: biosynthetic process.
AUGGGAAAGCCAUCGUGUUUGCGAGAGUCGUUACGCCAGGCCCUGCGUCGACGAGAGGCCAAAUCGUCGCGACGACGCCUGACCGUGCUCCCUCCGUCGUCGGUGGACUUUUCGUCGAACGACUUCCUCUCGCUAUCGACCUCGCCGGCAUAUCGAGCCCGGUUUCUCGAGCAUCUGCACGAUGCGCCGCCAUUGCACCCCUUCGCCAGCGGCGGGUCCCGCCUGCUGGACGGCAAUUCCGCCUACGCCGAGGAUCUAGAGGCGUUCAUUGCGGCCUUCCACCACGCGCCCAGCGGGCUGCUCUUUAAUUCCGGCUUCGACGCCAACGUCGGCGUGCUGUCCUGCCUGCCGCAGCCGGGUGAUGUCAUCGUCCACGACGAGCUGGUCCACGCGAGCGCCCGCGAAGGCAUGCGGCUGUCGCGCGCGGGCACGCAAAUCGCCUUCUCGCACAGCUGUCCCGCCAGCCUGGCGGACGUGCUUCAGUCCCAGGUGGAGACGGACCCGGCGGUGCGCGAUGGCUCGCGCAAUGUGUUCGUGGUCGUCGAGUCGCUGUACAGCAUGGACGGGGACGUGGCGCCGCUGCGGGAAUUCGUGGACGUCGUAGACCGGGUUCUUCCGCGGGGCAACGGGUAUUUCAUCGUCGACGAGGCCCAUGCGACGGGGUCGUUUGGGCCUCGGGGCGCGGGGGUGGUGCAGGAGCUGGGGCUCGAAGAGCGGAUGUUCAUCCGCGUGCAUACGUUUGGCAAGGCGCUCGCGAGCCAUGGAGCGAUUGUGCUCUGCUGUCCGGAUACGCGCGACUAUCUGAUCAACUAUGCCCGCAGUCUAAUAUAUACGACGGCCCUGGGGUUCCCGUUCCUUGCCUCCAUCCGCACGGCGUAUGAGAUGUUGUCUGCGGGCGAGACGCAGCCGUUGCAAGAGAAACUCCAGGAGAACAUUUCGUAUCUGCGCAAACGCUUGGACGAGCUGGACACGCCGGACUCUGCCCUGUUCGAGGUCGACCAUUUCCCCCAUUCCCCGAUAUUCUCGCUGCGCAGUCCGAUGCCGCGCCAGCUGGCAGGGAUCUGCCAGCAGGAUGGGUUUAUCGUGCGUGCCAUCAUGGCCCCGACGGUUCCUGCGGGCAAGGAACGCGUGCGUGUAUGCUUGCAUGCAGGGAACACGGCGGAGGAAAUUGAUGGGCUCGUCGCGACGAUCCAGCGAUGGUUGAAUGGGGUGACGGAGAAGAGGAGUGCUCGGCUUUGA